This is a messenger RNA of Aspergillus brunneoviolaceus CBS 621.78, 2473 nucleotides long. RefSeq names its product glycosyl transferase. The coding region runs from base 237 to 2348 and encodes 703 amino acids. The transcript has 5 exons. The record is from RefSeq and is a predicted model, not a curated record. NCBI's taxonomy places the organism in Eukaryota, Fungi, Ascomycota, Eurotiomycetes, Eurotiales, Aspergillaceae.
CUUUGCGCCUGAGAAAAUGCCAAAUCAGCUGAGCCAAAACUUUACCGGCACCGACAAACAGACUUGAGGCCCAGAACAUGACGCCUUGUUCAGGAACCGGGCCCUGCUUGUCCACGGUCUGGACUGUGCCGUAGAAAGCGAGACACGCCUUCUCAUGAUGUGUGCAAUUUAUACAGCCCGGUAAGCCUUCUCCCCCGGCUCCAGGAACGCAGUGGUCAUCCCGGAACGUUGGAUCAAUGCCUCCUUCAAGUACUCGCGUGUCCGUGGUUGAGGAUGUGGUUAUUCCUGCCCAUUUACUGGCUUCAACAACACCAUCGAAUCAUCUGUGGAACAGCUCGCAUUGUGAUCGAUCAAAGCAGGGCCCUAUUCAGCAGGCAAUUCAGACAGCCGCAUUUGAAAGGAAAUUCGGACGUCUGCGGCGCUCAGCGACUAUUAGCGGCCACCAACCCCCAAAAAUUAGAACAAUGGCGAAUACUCGACGUCUGAGCGAACCGCUGGGUGUAUCCGAGCUGAGCAGCAUCACUGAAAUCCAAUCACCAUGCUUCUCCCCGCUUCAGGUCAAUGAGCAGAUUGCCGAUGAAGGUGUUCAAUUCCCACACGAUAUCCAACCAAGGGACGGUUUGGGAGCUUCCAAUUCGGUUCCCGGAACCCGGGAUGGCGCAUGGCCUCUUCCACCACGUCCCCAAAGCUACCGAAUCUCUCGCAUCGAAACCGGAACUCGGCCCCGUACAGCGCGACAGGCAGCACGACAUAGCAUCUAUCAUAUCUACCAGAAAGCCAAAGAGCGGCGUGCCGCAUUACAACGGAAAUACUGGGCUCAGGUGUUGUUCGAAUAUGCUGUCUACCUGCUCCUGAUAGCAUUCAUCUACUUUGUCCUCGUUGGUAUUCCACUCUGGAAGGGUGCAGCCUGGUGGAUAUAUUAUGUGGUGCGCUUCAAAUUUGUGAUUCAGGGCGGUUGGGCGAUUACGAUAGGAGUUGCGUUUUUCUAUGCCUUCGAACCCUUGCUCGUCUCUUUCGAAAAGGAUCCUCCUGCAGCACCAGAGAAGCUAGAAGGCCCCAAUCUAGAACACAACCGGAAGACAGCCCAGGCCACAGCCCUACUUAUUCCCUCCCUGCGCAUCUUCCCACCCCAGAACAUUUUCGUGAUUGCCAACGGAAACGCUCCGGAGCCACUAGACAACACUGAGGAAGUUUGUCGUCCGUACGGAGUGAAUCAUCUGUGGUGUCCGGUCGGAAGCAAGAUCAUCGCCCAGUUUGUAGGCUGCUAUGCGGCCAAGCACUUUCCCAACGUGUUGCUGAUCGACGACGAUUGCGCUCUGCCGGCCAAUUUCCCGGUCGUGAGUGACCGGUUGAAAGGACGCGUACAGUGCAUCGGGUAUACUAUCAAGAGCGUCGGGCCUGGAUCAUCGCGAGGGACGUUUUGCCAGCAGGCACAGGACUUGGAGUACAAGAUCUCGGGUCUGCAGCGCGCCUUCGCGGGUGUUCUGGGCAGUGCUACAUUCCCACACGGCGCCAUCUCCUUGUGGCGCACGGACUUUCUCAAACAGACAUUCCAUGAUCAUCCCGGCUUCUCAGUGUCGGAGGACUGGUUCUUUGGGGAUAGCUGUCGCCGGCUGGGCGGGCGCAUCACCAUGUGCUCGGCGGUGUUUGUCGAGACCGAAACUCCAUCGGCGGUGUUCUUCAGCAGUGGUGGCUCUCGCGGAGGGUUUGGCGAGAUGACCAUCUUCAAACAACGCUUCAUGCGUUGGAACUUCUUCUUCGUCAACGGGAUGUACUUCAACAUGAAGUAUAUUCUGUGUAAUUGGAACCUAGGCUGGUGGGAGCUGGGAGCCAAAGUGUUCGUCUUUCAGGAGGUGUACGAAACGCUCCUCUAUCUUGUGGCGCCCUUUAUGCUGCCCAUCUCCUUCGCGGUGCGGCCGGCCUUCUGCGGGAUCAUGCUGGGCGCCACCAACGGCUUAUACUUCCUCAAUGUUGUCCUCUUCAACCUCAUUCACCUGCGCAAGAAGAAGGAGUCUGUCAGCUGGACUUGCUUACUUGUCUACUACAUGCCCUACAAGAUUGUCUUGUUUCUGAUCAAUGUGGCCAGUUGCUACUGGUCGCUGUUCAAGUAUGCCCGCUACUUUGCCAAUCGUCAUCCCAAGGUGAUCGAGGAUGACAAGGCGGUGGAGGUGGUGCUUCGUCUGGAGGAGACAAUUCGCAUGCCCUCAGAAGAGACGAAGAACCUCCCUGGGCUGGGGAGACGUUUCUCAGUCACGAAGGUACGAGCUCGGCGGCCGACGAAUGCCUCGCAGCAGCCGUCCGUCAGCAUUCGGGCGUCUGUGGUCGGUGUGGACGGUAAUUGGAUUUAAAAUGGUAGGGGUAGAGUCUUCAAUCACUGCUCGCGCUUUCACCAUCCUGUUAGAACUCUCAAUGGCAUCCAAUAUGAUGAUUGUCCAAACACCCUGUCCGAAAGACCAGUCCCUGCAGAUCCCAC